Racocetra fulgida is the source of this 2506-nucleotide messenger RNA. Lineage: Eukaryota; Fungi; Glomeromycota; Glomeromycetes; Diversisporales; Gigasporaceae. The record is from the annotation of a GenBank genome assembly.
AUGGAUUCCUACCCUUCAUUGCCAAAUAUAAGCCACCAACAGCAACAAGCUGGAUAUAAUAAUAACUCGCUCGGUCUCCCUACAAAUCCUGCAUUAUUACAACAAUCUCAAUCGCAGCAAUAUGCAACCAAUUUUUCCCCUCAACAUCCUGCCAACCAACGCGCGAUGAAUACAGGAAUCGUGCAACAAUCACAACAACAGCCCAACUAUGGGACUACAAGCAAUCAAACCAUGCAGCAACUUAGAGGUUUAGGUGGUGAAAGUGCUUCAACUCUCUCCAAUCCGUACGUUUUUCAAAAUCACCAGUCGUUACCCGUAACAUCCUCGACUCAAAUACCAUCCAUGUCAGCCAUUAACAACUCUGUUUACGGUAAUCAAGUGCAAAUGCAACAACGUCUAGCUGCUCAAGCUCAACAAAAUCAACAACAAAUGAUGCUUCAAAUGAGAAGACCCGUUCAAAAUGCUGCGCCUUCCCAAACUGUCCAUCGUUCCUCCCAUAGUCAAAAACAAUCUAAUGACUCUAAUUCUAAAAAACCUCAACAACAAACUGUUAAACCUUAUGAACCUGCUCCUGAUCUUACUCCCGUUCAAAAAGAGUAUUUAGAACAAUAUGUUCGUCGUGAUAAUUUAUAUCAAAAAGCAUUAGAUCUCCAACAUAGAAGGCAAAUGGCUAUCAUAAACGAAAAACGUAAAGAAAUAGCUCAAGCUGAACAAAGCUCAUCACAACAAUUAAGAGAUAUCGCACAAAAAGAAGAUAUAUUAGUUCCGAUAAGAUUAGAAAUUGAUGGUGCUGAUGGUUUUAAACUACGAGAUACCUUUACAUGGAAUAUGAAUGAAACGUAUAUUACGCCUGAACAUUUUGCGGAGGUUCUUUGUGAUGAUUUACAUUUUCCCGCUUCACAAUUUGCUCCAAUAAUUGUCAAACAAAUACGUGAUCAAUUACAAGGAUAUAUCAUCCAUCCUCUGUCAUCAUCGGAGCCUUCUCAACCUUCUUUAAGUGCUGAGAUUGACGUGACCGUUGGUAAUAUAUCGUUAGUAGAUCAAUUUGAAUGGGACGUUAAUUGUCAAAAAAAUGAUCCUGAAACUUUUGCGGAAAUUUUGACGACAGAAUUGGCGCAUUCUAUUCGAGAACAAAUUCAAAUAUACGUAAAAUCAUUAAUACUUGUGGGACAUCCUUUUGAUGGAUCACCUAUACAAGACGAUGACCUUCGACAAAACUUUUUACCUCCUGUCACAAACAUAAUUCGUAGAGAAGAUGCUGUUGAACAACAUACCCCAUUAUUAGUAGAGUUAACGGAAGCUGAAAUCGACAAAAUUGAGAAAGACAGAGAAAGAGAUGCUAGACGAGGUGUUAUUUUACCGGAUCGUGAACCUCCAAAAACGCAUCGUACACUUCUCCAUAACACUACCGUGAUCCAAGAUCCCACCGAUGAAAAUGUCUUUUUAACAGUUCCUUCUUCAGGCAUGCCACCUGUUUUACGUAAAGCUAGUUCCAUGGGAUAUGAUAAUUACACUGCAAUAUCUGAAAAGUCUCUAACACCUGGUAAAAUGCGAGGACGUGGACGUGCUGCUGUUGGUGGUACUAAUAUUGGAAGUAAUUUGCGAGGAAUUGUUCAGGUAAACUCUCUGGAUGUCACUGAUGCUAAUACUCCAGAGGGUGCUAAAAAACUUCGACGUGAGUUAGGCCCACAACAUAUUGAGAGUUACCAUCAAAACUUACCUUCGAUGUCAAUAGGACAAAUCUCAUCAACUUCCAAUACGUCGUUAGAAGUUAAGCAACAGUCCAAUACUUUGGUUAAGAGAGAAAUAAAAGUUCAAGAUAAUCAAAACUUAACUGAUUCUCAAGGAAUAACUUUGAAUACUGUUGUAUCCGAAGGGUUGGUGUCUGCGCCCUUAAUUCAACCUGUUGCGUCUGUAAUGACCGCAACUUCGAUAUCUCCAACAUCUACCUCUCAUGCAAUUACUUCUUCUUCUGCGAAUGAUUUACCAAUGUCUACAGCAUCAUCAACCAUAACCGUUUCCAAUACGUUACCAUCUAAUAGACCGGUUUUCCCAGAAUGGAUUAUUCAGCAACGCGACCAAUUAAAGCGAAAAUAUCCACGUGAUUGUUUUGACAUUAUUCAACGUCCUAAUCAUCAUCCAACUGAAUUCCGUAUUAAAUGUUUUGACUGUCCUGGAAAACUCUAUCAACCUGGUCCAGAUCUUACAUUGGGGAAUUUUGAGAUACAUCUUAAGAACAAGAGUCACCGUAUAGCAGUUGAAAAACGUUGGAAUCCUCAAUUGGCCGCAAGUCUGUUAAAUAAUGAAUCUAUCGGCAAUAGUAGUAAUACUAACACGAUUCCUGGUUACGGGCAUGCUGAUGGUGCUUCCGCUACUAUAUCGGUCGGUGAUAUUGGCGAUCAUGGUACGAACACAACUCUCGAUAGUGGUACUGGUGGUACAAAAGAAAUUGGAGGUACGGACACAUCUAGUGAUAUAAGUGAUGAUGUUCGUGUAUAUGAUUUAA